AUGCAUUUAUUCAAACUAUGUUUUAGUGACUUUGUUAAAUUAGUUACUAGUAAUAAUAAUAAUAACAGUAUGUUGGCAUCAGUAACUUGUACAGCUCCAGUUAAUAUUGCAACCAUCAAAUAUUGGGGAAAGAGAGAUGAAAACUUGAUCCUUCCUCUCAACUCUUCACUCUCUGGUACUUUACAUCAAGACGACUUAAAGACUACCACUACUGCUGUUGCAUCUGAAUCUUUUGAAGAAGAUGCUCUUUGGUUAAAUGGAAAAAAAGAAGAUGUUAAUAGUGUAAGAUAUCAAAAUGUAUUAAAGACAAUUAGAUCAAGAGCUACAAAGUUGAUGGACAAGAAACACUUUGUUCACAUUUGCUCGAUCAAUAACUUCCCAACCGCUGCCGGUUUGGCUAGUUCAGCCAGUGGUUAUGCUUGUUUGGUAUACGUGUUGGCACAGUUGUACGGUGUAGAGGGUGACGUGUCGUCGAUUGCUCGUCUCGGCAGUGGUAGUGCAUGUCGUUCGAUGUUUGGUGGAUUCGUCAAAUGGGAGAUGGGUACCAAGGCAGACGGCAGCGACAGUAUCGCCGUGCAGGUUGCACCAGAGUCACACUGGCCCGACAUGAACAUCAUCGUGUUGGUCGUCAACGACAAGAAGAAGGAGACCAGCUCGACCGACGGUAUGCAACGUUCGGCUCAAACCUCGGCCAUGAUGAAGGAGCGUUGUGCCACCACCGUCCCCGAACGUAUGGUCACCAUCGAGCGUGCCAUCCAAGAACAUGAUUUCCAAACAUUUGGCGAUAUAACCAUGAAGGAUUCGGACGACUUCCACGAGGUCUGUGCUACUACCGACCCCCCAAUCUACUACCUCAACGACACUAGUCGUUACAUUAUGAAUUUGAUCCAUCGUUACAACAAGCUUGCCGGCUCUGUUCGUUGCGCCUACACUUUUGACGCCGGACCGAACGCCUGUAUCUACCUCCCACAAGAGAGUGUCGCCGAAGUGCUCUCCCUCUUUUUGAAGCACUUCCCAGCCGGCGAAGGUGUCCAAAACUACUACAGAGGCACCGACGAGGUCUUUGCCAAGGUCAACGACUACCAACCACCCAAAAAUAUGCACACCCUCUACACUCCCGAAGUCACCUUCCCCAACUCUCUCAAAUACAUCCUCCACACCCGUGUUGGUCCAGGUCCAAGAAUCCUUUCAGAUUCUGAAUCUUUAAUUAACCUUGAAACUGGUUUACCAAAAGUCUCUCAACAAUAA
This is a messenger RNA of Cavenderia fasciculata, 1248 nucleotides long. RefSeq names its product diphosphomevalonate decarboxylase (gene mvd). The record is from RefSeq and is a predicted model, not a curated record. The transcript has 3 exons. Lineage: Eukaryota; Evosea; Eumycetozoa; Acytosteliales; Cavenderiaceae. Gene Ontology annotation, cellular component: cytosol. The coding region runs from base 1 to 1248 and encodes 415 amino acids. Gene Ontology annotation, biological process: isopentenyl diphosphate biosynthetic process, mevalonate pathway; isoprenoid biosynthetic process. Gene Ontology annotation, molecular function: diphosphomevalonate decarboxylase activity; ATP binding.